AUUCAGUCAAACGUCAACUGCGAUUAAAUUCAGUCGGUGCAGUUAGCCGCAUAUGUAAAAUUAAAAAAUAGUGCAUACCAGUAACUCUAGCCAUCCGUAAUCUGAUGUGGAUUUCAAAUCCCGCGUCAGGAUUAUUUCUAAACCAGAGUGGAGGUUGAAUCUGGACUCCGUCCGAUGCCUAGUUCUGCAACAGGUGAGCUCGACGCGAAAGCGAGUGGGAGAAAAGCGGGUGUUUAACGAGGGCGAGCGAACACGAGAGUGAAGAGGAGAAAAGAAGAUAGGAAAAAGCGAGAGCGCUAGAGAAAACGGGUGGGGAGUAGAACUUCGUGACCGCUACGACUUCGUGAUUCUCUAAAACAAUAACCAACACAGACGCGCGAGGCAUAAGGAAAGCUGGUGAACGGCCACCAUCGGUGCACUCGGGCAGGCUGAAAGUCAGGCAGGCAGUAGGCGGAAUCUACACCACGCCAUUUCAAUAUUACGUACUUAUAUACAACCAUACGAACGAGCAACUGCGGCAGGCUACAUAGGGCCUUCCUUCGUCGCCCGCUCUUCUCUCAUCCCCUCUCUCUCGCGCGUGGUUUUACUUCACCCCAGAUUCUUGGGUAUAUAUUUGCAUUUGCAUUUUACCGCAACGCUUCAACGUCUUAAGAAAGUGAAGACCGUCCUCUUCUUUUAGACGGCUGCUGUCGGUUCGCUCGUCUUUUCUUAUUUUCUCAACGGCUAUACGGGUUCAGACUUUACCAGUCUAGGUCAGUUAUUGUACACAAGAUGGCUGAUACUUCAAUAACCAUGCGGUUAAACUUGCGGUAGCUCUCUUCACGUUUGCGAACAGAAUAAUAUGAGAAAUAUUUUUCAGGUAUAUUGUAAACACGUAGAAAUGGUUUUUGUUGUUUUUUUUUUUUUUUUUUUCACAUAAAACGACGUUCCCAUCUGAAGCGAACAUUAUAAUGAGCCAAUUUGCAAAAUUGGUUUCUAAUCAUCGGCACGCCAAUAUACGUUUGCGUCGGUCAGCUGUGGCCAUAUUGCGUAUGCGUGAAUUCUUCGUUAAAACAGCAUGCAUCAAUGAGGCAUAAUUUUGUUCGGUUCAACCGUUGUAAUCAAAGCUUCAAAGUAGACCUGGAACAAGUUUCGUAUUUCGAAGUGGAAACGCCGGGUGAUGGGGGGACAAAGAAAAGAUGAAGAAACCAAAGGGACGCAAGAACCGGAGAAGAGGGACAAUUUAAAGUGAAUUUAUGGCAGUCGGUCUAGUUUAGGCACGUAAAGACCGCCGAUCAAUCUUGUGGUAAACCAAGAAAAUAGAUCAGACUGCGUCAGGCUAACGGAUCAUAGCUCGUCGUAUUCCUUUGGCUCGCUUCGCAGAUGCCAUCCUGACAGAACGUCGUAGAAUGGCAGGACAAACCGGCCACCUGCAGACACGGCAAGACUCGAGGCGCGCGUGCCUCACUCGGUCAUUAUUUUACUCGAGAGAAUGCGUUGUCCCUCGUACACUUAUACGAGUUUUAUAAUUCAUAAGUCCGCUAGCAUGGAGAAGAGAACUAAUCGCACACCGUACGCCCACUAAUGAAUCAAGACCGAAGCAGCAGCUAUCGGUAGUCGCGUGUCUCGAGCGAAAGCGGAAAAUGUGCUGCUAUUGCAGCUGCACGGAAUAUCGUAUCUGCACCAGGAAACCACGCAAGCGGGGCAUCGCGAUAGAAAAUGAAAUUAAAAAAAAAAAAAAUUGGAAAAGAAACGAACAAAUAAAUAUGAUACGAAAGUAAAAGAAUGUGACGUACUGAGAAUAUCUAUGAAAUUUUUCCACGGACAAUUGUAAUGGAAUAAAUGAGAUAAUAGAUGUAGCGCAUAAUGUAUAAAAUUGACGCCGGUUCCAGCCUCAAGAUUGUUGUACGGGAAUAUUGCUGGGCUACGGCAAUAUAACGUGUUUUAUACAACGGGUGCAAUAAUUCAGGGUGCAUAUUCAGCAGGUGAAACUGACUGUGAACGAAACGUAUGAAUGGUGGAAUGACACACGAGUCGUAGUUUUUAAAUAUUAUAUGUAUACGAGGUGCAUUUUAUUCGCUCGUGAAACGGCUGCAGUAACUGACCAAACAUGGUUUCUACCACUGUGCUGUCGGUGUUUUUAUUUGCUCCUACAAUAACCGCGCUAAACAUGGCUUUCAUUUACUUUUAUGCAUAUCGACACAUCUACGUGACGAACUAUGCGUGGAGCAAAUAGAAGCUCGUACAGAACGACGGUGAAGAAACGGUGUGGGAAUAAAAGUUUCGUUUAACUGUCCCCACCUGAUCGAUCGGAGUAUUCGCCAUUCGCAUUCAGAGUAAAAUGCAUUCAUGCAUGCACCUCCACUCUCGACCAGGAUUAAUCUCUCACCGUAGACACCAAAUGUUUGUAUACUUCGUACAAGUAUCGAUAUAUUCAUCGUGUUUUUUUUUUUUGAACAGUAAUCAUAAUUAUUAAAAGAUUUGUGUCAUCCUCAUACUCAACAAAAACAUCACUUAUAAAUCUAGAUCGUCAAUCCAUUUUAUUUUUUCUGAUGUUUAUUAUCACUGUGUGAAAAAAAUGUUGAGUUCGAUUUGAUGAUGAAGUGGGUAAGAAAAUGUAAUUAAUGGUAGGUAUACCCGUUUAACUAGAAAAUAAAUUUCACACUCUUUAUAUAACUUACAGUUCUUAUUUCCAAAUUAAUUUUCUUUUAUAAUUUGUGUGAUAACUUUUACCACCUCACAAAUCAAAAAAACCGGCUAGAGCCCUCGGAUCUCAUGUGCUGUGAAUCAUUUUUCUCAUUCUCAGGAGGUUCUCGAAAGAAUCUCGAAGAUCCAUUGCCUAGAGCCCACAACCAAAUGAUUUGCAUAAUCAAACCUUUGGUACAAUGUGAGCUCCUCCUUACAGUUAUAUUGGGUGAGGUACCUACUGCACACACAUUCGGUAUCCACCAAGCAUCUCAAUUCAAAAAUCCAAAAUUCACUCAUUGCUCCGAUAUGAGUGCAUUAUUUGAGAGCAGGUUGCGAAGUAGAUAUUUUGAGAGCAGAAUGUGGUAUACGCGUCCAUAAACUACUUACUGCAGAAACCUUAACUUGGUAAUUGUAUACGGGUUAUGUCGAUAUCAGUGAGGUGUAAAAGUUUGAUUUCAAUUAGAGCAGAGAUUGGAUCAGCCUCAUGGUCUUGAUAACGAAGCAAAUCAAUCGAUUGUGAGUGCUUUUUUUUAUGACUCGGUUUUAUUGCCAGUAAUCCGCACAGCGUAUUCAGAAGAGCAUUCUCCGACAAAGCCGACGUCAUUUUCAUGCAUAAUGAGCCAUGACUACGGCAUCUUCCAAGGUUCGCGUUAAAAAUGGUAUAGUCCGAGGUGGAUUGUGAGAUAAUUUGAGGUGUGAAUUAUUACGAGGGCAGCACGGAGGAGGUCUGACGGAGCUACCUGCGUUAUUACAAUAACAAUCAACACAAGAGGGUCAAAACAGGUUAAGCCUCCUGAUUGGGCGGAGUGUUAGAAAAAGGGCCUGGAGGGUCGAGUCUAGCAAGUCAGUUUAGUUCUGAACGGUGCGCGUCGAUCUUUUCCAUCAGGGGGUAGGCAGCCCUCCAGAGAAGCACUUAGGUUACCUCUGAUUCACACUGAUUUACAUCAACGCAUUAGCAGGAUAUAACAGAACGAUUUACACUUUAAUGAAAUGAGGAAAAGGUCUGAGAGAUAGAAUUUUCUAUCGUUGACUCGACAUCGUGACAAGCGGCAAUGAUCGUUAGUUGUUAUAUACCCCGCCUGCCUUUCCCCAUUGUCUGAUUGUGCGGGAGGCGAGUAACGGUAACGGAUAACAUGGUAGCGGCAGUAGUUUCUAGGCAUCGUGCUUUAUUACCGUUGCCAUUCAGUGCAGAGAAAACGAGGUUCAAUUAAUUGUCUUUUGAAAGUAAGAGUUUGCGAUCCUUCGAUUAUGUUUAUUCCAACUACAUAUUUCCUCUAAUGAGAGUUACAUACGUCCGUCUGUGUUCUAUGGAUCUUUGGGGCAAUAAAAAAAAAGCUUGAUUCUAAAUAUAUGAAAAAGCGUAACUUGUAAGGCGCACUACGCAAGGCAUACAUUAUUACUCUCGGGUAGCUGUGACAUUGGUAUACGAGCAGCGCGAUAAAUAAUUAGGUGAAGACGGUGUUAAUUACGCGGGCAAACCACCCCGAACAGGUAAACUCCGCGUAUAUCGAGGAUCGAGGUUUAUAACGGCGUGAGAACGCGAAACGAAGUUCCUCCUGGUCUAAGGAACUUCGUGAAGGAAAAGUAAGAGCAAGAGUAGAAGGCGGCAGCAACAUCGACGAGAACCGAGACGACAAGAAGGGGAAUAUGCCGAGGGAGCAAGAACGGUCCAUCGCGUUUCCCUGGAAGGUACAGAAGGCAAGGAAGGCAACGAACGCAGGCUGCAGGCAGAGGAGCCAUUGUAAGGGCCAAGAGUGUACCUGUCUUGUUUUUGUAGGCUCGGCAGAACGGCGGAUAGUAGGCAGGUAGCGGCGAGCGGAGAGUCGAAGAAGAUAGGUGGAUCAGCACAGGCGCAAGGAAGUCGGAGGUGGGGGCAGGGGUCUCGUUGCGGUCCCAGUGCUGGGGCCCAACAACCUACCGACCAGUCCUCGGAGAAACGCGGCCCAUGCCAGAGCUGCCACUCACCCUUUCGAUCCCACCACUGCCGCGUUGCUUCAAUUUCGUACGGUUCAUAUUCGAUUAAAUAGAUUGAUUCACAACAAUAAUACGCUCAACUUGUUACAGCGCGAGUUUAAGUGGUGGUUCAUAGAAUAGAAAACCAUUUUCGUAACGAACGGAUACUGGGUUUGUCGUCUACCAAUGAAAGGAUUACCACUUGGAUUACCAUAACGAGGGCACCUUGGAUGUACAGUGUGUUUGGUUCAUCGAGUGAAGCUGUAUGCAGUGAUGAGUGAUGUGAGAUGGUUCUGAAGCUGCGGGCCCAGCCCCUGUUCGUAAUCAAAUAAUAAUAAAUCGGUAAUCGAAUUGAAAAAAAAAAAGUGCCGGAGUAUAAUCGACAAAGUGUAUGCUAAGAUAAAAGUGCAAAGAUGCAGGGCAGUCCUGCCUUCUUCGCGAUAUUACUCGGCACGAUAUUCGGAGUCCUAGGAGCAUCGCUGAGCAAAGCUCUUAGAUACAAAGCCCCAGAUGAAUGCAAGUGGGUCGCAACCGGCGAAACGGAAGAUGACGUGUCUCUGGUUUGCCGCUUAAGGACCAUCAAUAGCGAGCUUGAAAAUACCAAUUUCAGCGUUAUCCAACCACAACACACCGUCCGCCUGCGAUUGGAGUGCAGCGAUGCAUUAUUUUUUCAGAGUUCACUUAGUGCCGGUAGCUUCAGACCUUUGGUGGAGCUCCGGGAACUGGCGAUCGAAUACUGUAAAAUUGGUAACCUCUCCGACGAUGCAUUUCGCGGUCUCAAAGAGCUGAGAAACCUUACAGUGCGUACCCACAACACGGAUUGGUCAACAAUGGCCUUGGAUAUUUCGGCUGGCGCCUUUGGCGAAGAACUUGCUCAACUCGAAAUGCUUGACCUGGGGGAAAAUAACAUGUGGAGUAUACCGGAGGGCGCCCUAUGUCCCCUGCUCAAUCUCGAGGUUCUCAAUCUAACGCGUAACCGGUUACGAGAAGUUACCAGCUUCCAUUUUGGGACCGGUGCUAGGUGCGCCACGGGAUUGCGCGAGCUGGACCUAAGCAACAACAGCAUCGAGUCGUUACCCGCAGCCGCAUUUGCCGGUCUGUCACGGUUACACGGUCUUGAUUUACGCAGUAACGUUAUCGCCUUUCUUGCUGACCGUGCCCUGGAAGGCCUUUCCUCUUUGGCGGUACUCAAGCUCUCCGACAAUCGGCUGGCCAGCUUGCCACCCGAAUUAUUCAACGAUGCACGAAAUGUCCAGGAAGUCCAUCUACGAAAUAACACUUUGAGCGUUCUACCGCCUGGACUUUUCGGCGAGUUGACUCAACUGCUUGUUCUUGACUUGUCUCGCAAUGAGCUUAGCUCCGAAUGGAUCAAUGCCGCGACAUUCGUCGGUCUUGUUCGGCUGGUUGUCAUGGACUUAUCCAACAACAGAAUCGCCAGGUUGGAGCCAGCCGUGUUCCGUGAUCUUUACAGCCUGCAAAUACUCAGGCUGCAAGGAAACUUGUUGGAUAGUCUUUCCGAGAACACAUUUUCUGCACUUUAUAAUCUGCACACUCUUGUACUUAGCGACAAUCGGCUGACCGUAAUUGAUGCUGCUACUUUGAGUGGUCUGUAUGUUCUGAGCCUUCUUUCUUUGGACAACAACCAGCUACAUACCCUUCAUCCAAACUCGUUGAAAAAUGCUUCUUCUCUCCAAGACUUUCACCUGAACGGUAACCGGCUGUCAGCAAUUCCAGAGGCCCUCAAAGCAACUCCGUUACUGCGAGCUUUGGAUCUUGGUGAAAAUCUUAUAUCUGAGAUCCCGAACGGAACGUUCGAUCACAUGCAAGAGCUUUAUGGUCUACGACUGACUGAAAAUCACAUCGGCAAUCUUACUAAAGGUAUAUUUGAGAAAAUCACCGCUCUGAAGAUACUGAAUUUAUCCAGAAAUCGGAUCCAGCACAUCCAGGUGGGAACCUUCGACGCUAACAUUAAUUUGCAAGCUAUACGAUUGGACGGAAACCAACUAACCGAUAUUGUAGGACUGCUCACGGGACUUCCGAAUCUUGUGUGGUUGAAUGUGAGUGACAAUCGUUUGAAGGUGUUUGAUUAUGCGAUGAUACCAACGGGACUUCACUGGUUAGACAUUCAUUCAAAUGAGAUAAAUGAGCUUGGGAAUUAUUUCGAAAUUGAGUCACAACUUCAGUUGAAAACUUUUGACGCAAGUUACAAUAAGUUGACUGAAAUAACAGGCAGUGCAAUACCGACAAGUGUGGAAUUAUUGUUCCUCAACAAUAAUUUAAUAUCCAAAGUGCAAAGUUACGCUUUCUUCAAAAAGCCUAAUUUAACACGGGUGGACUUGAAAGGAAACCAAAUUCGCAAUUUGGAACCUUAUUCAUUGAGGAUUAGUGCAGUGCCACAUGCAAGAUCUCUUCCAGAAUUUUAUAUUGGUGAGAAUCAAUACUUGUGCGAUUGUACAAUGGAGUGGUUGCAAAGAGUGAACCGGCAAAGCCAGACCAGAACCCAGCCACGGGUCAUGGACCUGGAAAGCAUCUAUUGCAAGCUUCUUUAUGAUAGGGAACACGUUUUCGUACCCUUGGUCGAAGCUUCCCACUCUCAGUUUCUCUGCAAAUACGAAACUCACUGUUUCGCGUUAUGUCAGUGCUGUGAUUUUGACGCGUGCGAUUGCGAGAUGACCUGUCCGACAAAUUGUACUUGCUACCACGAUCAAUCGUGGUCAGCAAACGUGGUUGACUGUUCGUCCGGAGGUCAUGUUGGAAGAUUACCGGAGCAAAUACCUAUGGAUGCGACGCAGCUUUACCUGGACGGUAACGACCUGAGGAUAGUAUCGAGUCACGCUUUUAUCGGUAGAAAGAAACUGAAAGUAUUGUUCCUGAACGCGUCGAACAUCGAGAUAGUCCAGAACAGGUCAUUCAACGGACUCCGGGAGCUGGAGGAUCUUCACCUACAAGAUAACCGGAUCCGUGAGCUCAGAGGGCACGAGUUCGAGGGCCUGGAUGCCUUGAGAACAUUAGCUCUUCAGCAGAAUAAAAUUUCGUCAAUCGCUAACAGUACCUUUGCACCUCUUCGUUCUUUGUACACUCUCAAACUGGAUGGAAAUCAUCUGACCAAUUUGGCCCUCUGGUCAUUACCAAAGUCCAUCAACGCAACUUUAGCUUCUAAUCCUUGGUCCUGCGAUUGCGACUAUUUGCAAGUCUUUCGCACUUGGCUCGUUGACUCUGUCAGCCACAUCAUCGACGUUGCGGAUCUUCGGUGCGUUUAUAACAUCACCGAAUUCGAAGCAUACGGAGAGGAGACUUUCAACGACGACGAGUUCGGAUUCUCUUUCACCAACAGCAAUAAUUUCACGUGCACGGGUCUUGCGGCGAUCGAGAACAGCAUCCAUGGGAACCUGACAAAAACCAUAAUAGAACGACAGGCUCUUCACGAUUACCUGCCACUCUUAGUGGCUACCCUUGCCGCAUUUCUGAUUGCCAUGCUUCUCUGUAUGCUGGCGUUCAUAUUCCGACAAGAACUUCGCGUCUGGUUUCACUCAAGAUUCGGAGUUCGGAUUUUCUACAGAAACACCGAAGUCGAUCGCGAUGACAGGGAAAAACUAUUCGACGCCUUCGUUAGCUACAGUUCAAAGGACGAAGCUUUCGUUGCUGAGGAAUUGGCACCUGUAUUGGAAAUGGGCAAUCCAUCUUACAAACUUUGUCUACACUAUAGGGAUUUUCCGGUGGGGAGUUUCAUAGCAGACACCAUAGUCCAGGCAGUAGAAUCGUCGCGGAGAACGAUCAUGGUUCUAUCGGAGAAUUUUAUCAAGUCGGAGUGGUGUAGAUUCGAAUUCAAAUCGGCUCAUCAUCAGGUCUUGAGAGAUCGUCGACGCCGACUUAUCCUUGUAUUAGUCGGUGACGUUCCGCAAAGAGAUCUGGACCCUGAUAUCCGACUCUAUCUAAAAACAAAUACGUACCUGCAGUGGGGGGACAAAUUAUUCUGGGAGAAGCUGAGAUUCGCUUUACCAGACGUCCCGAAUAAUCAACGAAGUCAACCGCAAAGAAGACAACCACCGCCGGUCCGACGGCAACACAACAACCGGACAGCGAAUGGUCAACGCACUGUUCCGGUGCACAUAUGAGUGAAAUAAUUAUGCAAAAUUUUAGAAAAGACAUUACUGUGAAACGGUGAUACGUCCGUUUCCACACCCCCCUACCCCUAAGUGACUCGCCCACCCUAAAAACCGUGUAUGAUAAUUCGUGUUUGGUGCAAUAAUCGCUGAGUGUAAAUAAACGGAUAAUACUCGAAGGAUAAGAAAACUGGAAAUGAGAAUAAAAUAAAAAACUUGAAAUAACAUGUGCGAGGCACGCUAAAGUCUGUACAUAAAAUUUUUACCACAUAAGAUGCGUAUUAGAAUGAAAUCAUCGAUAUUUCCAAAUUAAUUUUAUAUCAUUAUAGUUUUGUAUAUUCGUCUGAGCUGCGCGUAUAGGUAUAAAUAUACAUAUCUGAAUAACUGAAAUAAAUCUUGUAAAUAAUUUUGUACACUACGAAUUUUUUUUUUUUUGUAUCAUAAUAUUAUAUACAAAUACCAGGCACGCUCUGAGGAAGUACUAUAUUAUGAUUAACACCCAUUUAGAAUAAACGACUACGGUGUCUAAAGAAUUGAAUAAAAUAAUUGUUACUUAAUCGCGUACCUCGUCUCUGCUCAACCACGCUACUGUUCCAUUUUGCCUGCCCAACCGUUGCUACAAUUCAUUAUUAGUACAUGCAAACCUCUAUAUGAAUGCACACCGUAGUAGACAAUAAAACGCUGGCUAAUUCACGUAUAACGCAUAAAACGCACGGUGAAUUAGCGAAAAACAUAAACAGAUUGGAGAUGUCGCAAUGGCUUGUCGCACAUAUAACUAUGUGGAUAUACAUAUGAUAUGUAAAUAUGGAUAUCACAAGACCGUCGUACUUGAUCGUGCGAACGUGCUAAUUUAUUGGGUGCUAAGCAACCCGCGAGGAUUAUUAGAAGCGAUGAGGAUAUGCACUUGUCCGUACGUAGCUUUGAGCGAGCCUGUUGGCUCACAGUGAUAUCACUUCCUAUAAUGUUUUCUCCUCGUAUGUAUGCAUGUAAUCAUAUUCGAUUCAUUUAGAAUGCAACGAUUCGAACCCCACUCGAUUCGUUAGUACCGGUGAUAUUCCAACGCCGUACAUGAAAUAUAAAAUUGUGGGUAUACAUGUAUUCGUGUGACGUAUACGAUAUCGUCAUUGAUUCAGAAGAAAUUGUGAAAAAAAAAACGGAUGAUAAUGAUAAAAAAAGAAAAAGGAAGUUACUGUAAAUUUGUAUUGUUUAUUUAUUCAUUCUAAAUAAUCGAAGUCGAUUAUUGUUACAUAUUUUGUACUAUUAGAUUUAUAAGAUAAUGAUAUUAUUAGCGCAGUAAGAAUGAAACUACUCUUUCGCGAGCCUCAGAAUCAAUGUAUUCAUUUUUGUCCAAUGACCUUUCAAAUUUUAUCAAUCAUGUAAUUUAUACGCAGAGUAGAUAUUUGGAAAAUUAGUAAAUCAGUAUGAUCACAUGCUAUCCUAUCGUUGUUCAGGCCACACAUUUUACGCUAGAGAUUCUUCGUUUGCUCGGGAAAGAUUGUCUUGACUUAAAAAUAACAAAAUUACGACUGAUGAAUAAAAUUCAAUGUUUCUAUGCUCUUAA
Athalia rosae (coleseed sawfly) is the source of this 10284-nucleotide messenger RNA. It is a transcript of the gene Tollo, whose product is annotated as toll-like receptor Tollo. Gene Ontology annotation, molecular function: protein binding. Gene Ontology annotation, biological process: signal transduction. The record is from RefSeq and is a predicted model, not a curated record. The transcript is spliced from 2 exons. Bases 5034 to 8735 code for a protein of 1233 amino acids. Lineage: Eukaryota; Metazoa; Arthropoda; Insecta; Hymenoptera; Athaliidae.